AUGAAAUUGGUUGAUAUUUUAUUCGUACUGACUGCAGCAGCAACCGUUAAUGCAAUACUGAUACCGGCUGAUAACGAUGGUUCACCACAAGCAUCAAGCACUUUCAAUCAAGUAUCUGAUCCAACCAAUGAACCUAAUCCAGAGAUUCCUGUCCAAGACUGGCAAAGUAUAAUUGAUGCAAUUAAUUCAAGCAUUUUCGACGAAAACUGGCAAAAUAUAUUUGAUCCGAUUGAUCCAAGUACUUCUGAUAAAGACUGGCAGAAUGUAGUAGAUCAACCCAGUUCAAGCACUUCCAGUCAAGUAUCUGAUCCAACUGAUCAAGUCGGUUCAAGCAAUUUUGACAAAGACCAACAACCAGCUGAUCAACCCAGUUCAGGUAUUCCCGAUCAAACUCAGCAACAGCCGAUUGAUCAGCCUAGUCCAAGUACUUCCAAACGAAGUCGGAAGCGGCCAAUCAAUGAAAUCAGUUCAGGCACUUCCAAACGAGGCCGGAAACAACCAAUCGAUAAAACCAGUUCAGGCACUCCAAAACAAAGUCGGAAACGGCCAAUGGGACAAGGCGAGUCCGCCAAUACUGUUACAAAUCAAGUGAUUGUAUUAAGUCAGAAAUAUCAGAGAACCUUUGAUCGCAUGAAGAAAAGACUUGUAGAGUCUAAAGAAAUACGAGACGAAAAAUGGCAAGAAUGUCGUGAAUAUGCAGCCCUCAGAUUCGAACAAUGGUCAGGGUUAGAAAGGGGAGAAGAAAUAUCUGGAUCAAGAUACGAUCCAGACACUGAAAAGAAAUUGAAACACGAGUAUGAACAGGCAGGGAAUAGAGUACGCAAUGUCAGACAUAAAUUGAAAGCGUUUAUGAAAAAGCAUGGCUUAGAAUUUGAAGAACUGGGUUUGGAUUUGAAUUGA
Batrachochytrium dendrobatidis JAM81 is the source of this 900-nucleotide messenger RNA. RefSeq lists its product as uncharacterized. The record is from RefSeq and is a predicted model, not a curated record. Bases 1 to 900 code for a protein of 299 amino acids. Lineage: Eukaryota; Fungi; Chytridiomycota; Chytridiomycetes; Rhizophydiales. The transcript has a single exon.